Henningerozyma blattae CBS 6284 is the source of this 4716-nucleotide messenger RNA. RefSeq lists its product as uncharacterized. Gene Ontology annotation, molecular function: protein binding. Gene Ontology annotation, cellular component: RAVE complex. The transcript has a single exon. Bases 1 to 4716 code for a protein of 1571 amino acids. Gene Ontology annotation, biological process: vacuolar acidification. Lineage: Eukaryota; Fungi; Ascomycota; Saccharomycetes; Saccharomycetales; Saccharomycetaceae. The record is from RefSeq and is a predicted model, not a curated record.
AUGGUAAUUAGGUUCCAACCAGGUCGGCCCAAUUCAACAGCCCAUGCUAUUGAUCAGGCAUAUUGGAACUCACAGAACGUUCUAGCUUAUUGUUCAGGAAACAAUUUAAUUAUAUUAACAGGGAAAUAUAAGAAACUUCAAACAAUUUAUCACGAAAACGAUUGCACCUCAGUUUCUAUUAAUAAUACGUCAGGCUUAAUCGCGGUAACGGUUAAGAACUACGCUUAUAUUUAUCAACCUUUAAUCAAUUAUAAAAAUAAUAUAUCAGAAUGGAUCUUCUGCUGUAAAUUUUAUCAUGACGACUCAAAAUUAAAUUGCAUAAAUUGGGGCUACAAUAAUAACAUCGUAUUAGGCUCAGAUUAUCUCUCUUUCUGGGAUUUAACUCAACAGUUUAGCCAAGUAAUGAAACCAAUUCUGUUAUGGAAUAAAAAAUUAACAAAACCAGUUUUUUAUCUAACAGUUUCUAAUGACUCAAAAUACAUUGCUACUAUAGGAAAAUAUGAUAAAAACAUUAAAAUCUGGAAAAAAAAAUACAUUGAAACAAAUAAGUUUUGUGAUGAAAAAAAUUCCAAUGAAAGAAAUAAUGAUCUUACUAUAGAUUUCAUUCUGGUUAUUUUGAAACAACCACACUAUGUAACAAAGAUUAGGUGGAGGAACCAUUCACAUACUGAAGAAUCAACCAAAACAAUAACCAGCCCAGAUGUCAGCUGCAGAGGCGUUAUCCCAAGAUCUGAUAUAGAGAAAGAAAAAGAAGAAUCUCGUCAAGUUUUAUAUAGUCUCUGUGCCGAUAAUGUUUUAAGAAUUUGGGAUUGUUAUGGUUUAAAUUAUACAACGUCAAUACAAUUAUGGGGAUCUGUUCCUCUUCGAAAUACAGACACAUUUUGCUUAAUUAUUGAUAGUUGGCUACUACAGGACUGCUUAGCUAAGAAUACUAAGAAAGAAUGCUUUACAAUUUCCAAUCCUGAUUUUGUCCUAACUUUUUCAAAAGAUGGGGAGAUUAAUAUUUACAAUGUGGAUGGUUUAUCUCAUAAUCCCCCUCGACCAAUUAAAAUAAGGAACUUACGAACAAAAUUUUUCAAAAAAUCAAUAAUGCAUAAUGUAAUAGACAAUUAUUUAUAUAUCCCAGAAGUUCAACCCUAUGAUCGUGCCUUACAGGAAGUAUCUAUUAUUUUUCAUAACGUUUCAUCAGGGGUAAUAUCACAUUUUAGUAUUGAUAUCUUUGAGUUGUUUAAAACGGACACAUCAGGUGAUCAUUAUAAUAAUCAACAGCUACCACAUCUACAUACUGCUGUUAAUUACCAUAAUCGUGAUACUCAUAACAACUCACAUCGAAAUUACAUCAAUUUUUCACCAAAUGCUUCUAUAAUGACAAAAUAUAACCAAAUAGGUAGGCUAAGAAAUUUAUGGUCAGGACACUAUAAAUCAAUUCAAAGAUUAAUUAGGAGUAAUAAAGGUGAUGGAUUACUUUCCAUUUCGAGGUUUACUGAAGCAAAAGUAUGGCGCUUGCAAAAAGCCGGUGAAGCUACAUACCUAUGGCUAAGAAGUUCUUUAAAUACUCAAUCCCCUAUUAAAAAUGCUCUCGUACUGCAUAGAGGUAAGCUACUUAUUGUACUGUUAGAAAACGGUUAUUUUCAAGCUUGGGAUUCUUCAAGGGAUUCCUCAAAAUUAAUUGCUCAGCUUAAUAUCUUUGAUAUUGAUUCAAAUUCAAAAAAAGGUGAAAAUAAUUUACCAAUUUUAAUAACUGAAAUACCUUAUAAAUUAGAACCAUUAGUAAAUUCUGUGAAUCAUCAUGAUCAUAAGAAUUAUCAUCAUGAUCAGGGAAACGUUACUAUUGGUAGUGUAAUGAAUAAUGAAGAAAUUCCAUCUGAAUAUUAUGUUAUGUCUUUGAUAUAUGAUAAUGGAUCCAUUUUAGCGUUCAAAUUUAAUAGUGAAUGCAAUUCUCUAGAUAAUGAAAUAACAAACAAUAAUUAUGAACCAAGAUCAGAGUUUAUUGAAAUUUCCUCAAGCUCGUUAAAGCUUGAUAAUGAUAAAAUAUAUAAAAUUUGUGCAAUAGAUCAAUUACACCAUGGAUGCCACUAUAAUAGAUCUUUGAUAUCUGUUUUAACUGUAGAUGGUAAUAUUAAGAUGUUUUCAGCAAAUAUUAAAGAAGACCAAUGCAUUAGUCAUAAAUAUUCAGCAGAAUGGGAAAAAGUUCAUGAGUUUCAAACUAACAUUUCUAAAGCUUCUUUAUUUAAAGCAUCUUCUACUGGGAAAUUUUGUAUUGUGGAUGCAACUGGAAAGACAAUGACUUUGUGGAAUGUUAAUUGGAGUUUAUUAGAAUAUUCAGAGACCUUUGAUAGUACUAUUAUUGAUGUUGCUUGGACAAAUACUGAACAAGACCAAUGCAUUAUUUCUAUUGUGUUUGAAAGCUAUUCUCUGAUGUAUGUUCAAAUGAGAUAUGAUUAUGCUACAAAUAAUGCAAGCUAUAUCCCAGUUGCUAAAACUGAAAUACGGAAUUAUACGAAUCAUAUUAUUGGAGAUUCAAUAUGGCUAAAAUAUGGUAAUUAUGUAAUAGCAGCAGGUAAUCAAUUAUACAUUAAAGAUAAAUCCUUAGAUUUGACAGAUACUUUUUCCUCGCAAUCCUUAGGGUCUAGGGAAAUCAUUUCGAAAGAUCUAAUAACCUUAACUUCAGUAUUAAACGGCCCUUUACCAGUUUAUCAUCCUCAAUUCUUAAUCCAAGCUAUAUAUUCAAAAAAAUUAAAGUUAGUUAGAGAGAUUUUGCUAAGAUUAUUCUUACAACUAAGAAGUUUACAUUUUAAUUCAAAAGACAUUGUACAUCUUGACUAUAUGUUGGGUAUUGAACCAUAUAAGUUUCUCAUCAAAGAUGAUAAGCAUUACAUCCCGGGAAAAUAUCCAGAGCCAUACGAUAGUUUUAAUUCAAUGGUCAUAGAAAGCUUGACCGUUUUACUUACUAAAGUGUCUCUUCCUUAUCUGACCCGUCACCAACAAGUCACUCUUGUCACUGUUGUUGAAGCAGUAGGUAAAAUAUCAAAGAAUGAGGGCAUAUUAGACUUUAAUGGUCUACGAUUUAUUUUAGGUACACAACUAUAUUCGUCACAUAAGACUACUCAAAAGAGCAUAUUAAUGAGAGAUGUUACGUGGGCUCUGCAUUCUACAAAUAAGGAAAUAAUAUGGAGUCUUAUCAAGCAUCAUUGUCCAGAUUGGCAAAAAUCAAGAUCUUAUAGAGUAGCUUACUGGCUACCCAUCGAUCAAUUGAAGGAGCAUUUUGAAAAAAUUGCAAAAAUAGAAUAUACCUCAACUACUGAAAAGGAUCCCUCUAAUUGUGCCUUGUAUUACCUAGCUUUAAGGAAAAAACAAAUCCUAGUCAGCUUAUGGAGACUGUCUGUUGGGCAUCCCGAAAGGGGUAAAAUAUUGAACUUUUUACAGAAUGAUUUUAGUAUAGAUAGAUGGAGAAAGGCUGCUUUAAAAAAUGCAUAUGUACUACUAAGUCAACAUCGUUAUAGAGAAUCUGCAAUUUUUUUUUUACUUGGUAACGCUUUGAAAGAUUGUAUCGAUAUAAUUUUUAAACAUUUAGAAGAUACUGAUUUAGCAAUAGGUAUAUGUAGAAUUUAUGAAGGAGACAAUGGUCCAGUUUUAGGACAGUUUCUAAAUUCAAGAAUUCUGCCUUUGGCUGUGAUUCAAGGUGACAGAUGGACAACAAGUUUUGUGUAUUGGAAACAACUAAGGAGAGAUGUGGCAAUCAAAGCUCUUAUCACUCAACCAAUUAGCAUUGAGGACAAUUAUAAAUUUGUCACAAAUAACCAAUAUAUUGAUAAAUCUUUUCAGCUUGAAGAUCCAGCGUUACUUGUUAUUUAUGAUUACCUAAGAAGAAAAAAUGUUGCCUAUUUUCUUGCAUCAAUGGAAAUUGAUUUGGAAAUAGAGUAUACUUUAAUUUUAAGAGUUCUAAAUAUCUUAGUUAGGAUGGGGUGUGAACUUUUAGCAACUUCAAUGAUUAAAAAUUGGUUGUUUAUUAGAGAGACCGAAAAUCUUUCUAAUUUGAGACAAGUUCCAAGAAGAGAGCGCGCUAAUUCUGGUGUUGAAUUAAUGACACAAGUACCUACAACACCAACGGCUGUCAUACCAAGCUUAUUUGACAAAUUUGACAAAAAUCUUAAGACAAGGCAUGUUAAUACUUUUUCAAGAUCCCGAACGAAUAGCAUUGAUCCAACGUUACGUGUAAAAUUUAGACACUCUAGGGUUAAUAGUAUUGAUUCUACUUUAGAAGGUACCUUUAGAUCCCAGAAUAUAAGUAAUCUGAAAAAUAUGCUAGAACCAGGAGCCAUUACAUUAGAAUAUAGUAAUCUUUUAAGCAAAGGAAUAAAAAAUUAUGAGCCACAGAGGUCUAAUUGUAAUACUAUUAGUUCACAAGUAAUAAUUCAACCAAUAAACUUUCCGUGCGACAAGGUGAAGGAAACAGCGUAUAUUUCAUCACAAGAGCCGAAUAAAAACUCAAUUGAGCAACUAGAAGGCAAUUUUACAUACUUGAAAGCAGAACAUAUAAUUCCAGUUAAAACUUCACCUCAUAGAGAUUCCACGCUAAAUUCUUUGGAAAUAUUUAACCAUGCUUCUAACACUGAUCCAAAUAUUAGUAUAAUACGCCCUGCGAGAGAUACUAUUGUUGGUGAUAUUCAGCCUCAUUCUCCACCCAAAAAUCUUCUAGAUGAGUAUAUAACAUAG